CAGCCCCACAAGCACAGCACCCAUUUCUGAGUCAACCACAUCCAAACCCCCACCUGAGUCCUCAACCCCUCAGAUAUCUCAGUCCACCUCUUCCCCUCCCACGGAGUCAACCACCCUUUUGAGUACUGCACCACCUACCACUGAGACGACCAGCACAGCCCCACCCUCCACACCCACGUCACCUACAGCCACCAUGACGGGAGGCCACACGCUGUCUCCACCGCCCAGCACCACCACGGCCCCUCCAGGCACCCUCACUCACAGUACCACGAUCGGGUCAUCUUCACCCACCACCCCCAGCACUGUGCAGACGACCACCACCAGCGCCUGGACCUCCACGCCGACCCCAGUCUCCACACUCAGCAUCAUCACGACCACAAGCCAGGGGUCCAUCUUUCCCUGCUGUGUUCUGAACGACACCUACUACGCACCAGGUGAGGUGGUGUACAAUGGCACACACGGAAACACCUGCUAUUUCGUGAACUGCUCACUGAGCUGUACCUUGGAGAUCUAUAACUGGUCCUGCCCAUCCACGCCCUCCCCAAAGCCCACGCCCUCCAAGUCGACGCCCACAUCUUCCAAGCCAUCGCCCACGCCCUCCAAGACAACGCCCCCCAAGCCCGGCUGCGCAGACUUUGAUCCUCCCAGACAGGUGAACGAGACGUGGUGGCUGUGCGACUGCUUCAUGGCCACGUGCAAGUACAACAACACGGUGGAGGUCGUGAAGGUGGAGUGUGAGCCGCCGCCCAUGCCCACCUGCUCCAACGGCCUCACCCCCGUGCGCGUCACGGACCCUGACGGCUGCUGCUGGCAUUGGGAAUGCGACUGCUACUGUACGGGCUGGGGGGACCCGCACUAUGUCACCUUCGACGGACUCUACUACAACUACCAGGGCAACUGCACCUACGUGCUGGUGGAGGAGAUCAGCCCAUCCGUGGACAACUUCGGAGUUUACGUCGAUAACUACCACUGUGACCCCAACGACAAGGUGUCCUGCCCCCGCACCCUCAUCGUGCGCCACGAAACCCAGGAGGUGCUGAUCAAGACCGUGCACAUGAUGCCCAUGCAGGUUCAGGUGCAGGUGAACAGGCAGGAGGUGGCAGUGCCCUACAAGAAGUACGGGCUGGAGUUGUCCAAGUCUGGCAUCAACUACGUGGUGGACAUCCCCGAGCUGGGCGUCCUCGUCUCCUACAAUGGCCUGUCCUUCUCCAUCAGGCUACCCUACCACCGGUUCGGCAACAACACCAAGGGCCAGUGCGGCACCUGCACCAAUACCACCUCUGACGACUGCAUUCUGCCCAGCGGGGAGAUCGUCUCCAACUGUGAGGCUGCGGCCGACCAGUGGAUAGUGAACGACCCCUCCAAGCCACACUGCCCCCACAGCAACUCCACAACCAAGCGCCCGGCCGUCACUGUGCCCGGGGGCAACAAAACGACCCCACACAAAGGCUGCACCCCAUCUCCCCUCUGCCAGCUCAUCAAGGACAGCCUGUUUGCCCAGUGCCACGCGCUGGUGCCCCCCCAGCACUACUACGAUGCCUGCGUGUUCGACAGCUGCUUCGUGCCAGACUCGAGCCUGGAGUGCGCCAGUCUGCAGGCCUACGCAGCCCUCUGCGCCCAGCAGGGCAUCUGCCUCGACUGGCGGAACCACACGCAUGGGGCCUGCUUGGUGGAGUGCCCGUCUCACAGGGAAUACCAGGCCUGUGGCCCUGCAGAAGAGCCUACGUGCAAAUCCAGCUCCUCCCAGAAGAACAACACGGUCCUGGUGGAAGGUUGCUUCUGUCCUGAGGGCACCAUGAACUACGCCCCUGGCUUUGAUGUCUGCGUGAAGACCUGCGGCUGUGUGGGACCUGACAAUGUGCCCAGAGAG
This is a messenger RNA of Piliocolobus tephrosceles (Ugandan red Colobus), 1870 nucleotides long. RefSeq names its product mucin-2-like. The transcript is spliced from 11 exons. The annotation marks the transcript as partial. The record is from RefSeq and is a predicted model, not a curated record. NCBI's taxonomy places the organism in Eukaryota, Metazoa, Chordata, Mammalia, Primates, Cercopithecidae.